CUCUCUCUAGCGCCACCAUCUAGGUUGGCCCAGGGUUUUGUCCGGCGGCGGGCUUCUUGGCUUGACAUCACGUUUUUAUUAGUUAGUUUUCGGCAAGGACAAAGGGUUGGAGCAAGAUUUCGGCUUCGGCGGUUCAAAUACAUUCGGUAUCGGCGUUGACGAAGGGUGCAGCGGCGGCUUCGGUGGAUCCUCUGCGGCGGCUUUGAGCAGUGCGUGGAAUGAAUGGAAGAGUUAAUGCACCAGUACAAGAGGACGGUAUUAGGGGAAGAAAACACCAACUUGAAUUUUGAUGAUAAGAAGGAUGGAGAGUUGUUUUCAACCGAGAAGGGAGCUGAAUUUCUGGUGAUGGGAGUUGUCUUCAAGAAUUGGAAAGAAGUUACAGUACUGCCGGAUCGUCCCCCUCCUGAACCGCCGCCGUGGAGUGCAGGAGAGGCUAGGAUUUGGAUUUUCUGGCAACGGAAGUAUUUCUUAUUUUGUUUUGUUUGUUUUUUCAGUAAUUGGUAUUUCUGUUUUGGUGUUUGUUUUUUCUGUUAUGUUCCAGUUUGUAAGACGUUGAUUUUGGAUAUGGGGGAUGAGAGAAAUUUGGUAACCGAGUUAGGCUUUUUGUUUCCCGGUUAUGGAUCAGCAAAUUAUAUUGCUACAGCGAUUAAUUCCGAGUCUGGUUCGAGGGAUAGCGGUUAUCAGUUUUCUUUUUGUCAGUUGACCCAUACUCUGAACUUCU
Messenger RNA from Cuscuta epithymum, 721 nucleotides. The record is from the annotation of a GenBank genome assembly. Lineage: Eukaryota; Viridiplantae; Streptophyta; Magnoliopsida; Solanales; Convolvulaceae.